AUGAACAACCAGCCGCGGACCCCAGCCCCUACCCCGGCCCAGGCCUCGACUCCAGUCCGGGGUUCGACUCAGCGCAGGACCUCCAUUCAGGUUCGGACUCCGACUGCGAGCCCGAACUCGGGCCCGACCCGGAUCACGACUCUGGUCCGGACGCCGGCUCUCAUCCAGACCCUGACCCCCAUCCGGACCCCAACUCCGGUCCGGACCCCAACUCCGGUCCCGCCCUCAACUCCGGUCCGGACCCGAACUUCGGUCCGAACCCCAACUCCGAUCCCGCCCUCAACUCCGUUCCGGACCCCAACUCCGGUCCCGCUCUCGACUCCGGUCCGGCCCCCGACUCCCGUCCGCCCCCCGACUCCCGUCCGGCCUCCGACUCCUGUCCGGGUCCCGACACCGAUCGGGACCCCGACACUGAUCCGGUCCCCGACUCCGGUCCAGAUCCCAAUUCCGGACCCGAUCCCAACCCCGAUCCCAUCUCGGGUCCUGAUUCCUGCCUUGGAAUCCCUCCCUGACUCGUCUCUGCCUUCGGGCCCGCCCCUGGAACUUGAACCCACGCUCACUGUGUCACCUGCCAAGAAUCUUGAGCCAAGCCCGAGGGUGAAGCAAGUUUCAUCAGCCGCCAGUGGAUUUCCUCCCAUCCAAGAGCCCCUUCCUGCUCUUACUCCAUUGGCCACCGAUUUGCGGUCCCCAUCCCGCGGGUCCCCUCUGAGGACAGACCCAUCGACCACCAAGUUGAUAGCUUCUUCUUCUGGACAUGUCCCAGGGACGCCCAUCCUAGGGGCCAUCCAGGCCAUCUUACCGGUUCCUGCCACCGCAUUAGCCUCCAUCAGUGGGAACCUCAAAGCGGAAAACAAGAUCAUGGUUCGAGUGGUUUACUGUGGCCUCUGAAGCUACAGCCUGCGGUACAUCCUACUGAGAAAGAGUCUGGAGCAGCAAUUUCCAAACUCUCUAAUCUUCGAGGAAGAAAUAUCUGCCCAGGCUACAGGGGAGUUUGAAGUGUUUGUGGAUGGGAAACUGAUACAUUCAAAGAAGAAUGGUGAUGGCUUUGUGGAUGAGGCCAAGCUACAGACAAUUGUGAACCUGCUCAAUGAGGAGUUCAAGAAAAGUGUAGCAGGCAACUAGUGGGCUGGAGG
Messenger RNA from Budorcas taxicolor (takin), 1133 nucleotides. It is a transcript of the gene SELENOV, whose product is annotated as selenoprotein V. Gene Ontology annotation, biological process: response to selenium ion. Lineage: Eukaryota; Metazoa; Chordata; Mammalia; Artiodactyla; Bovidae. The transcript has 6 exons. Gene Ontology annotation, cellular component: cytosol. The record is from RefSeq and is a predicted model, not a curated record.